AGGUCUUGAAAUAACAAAUGAGGCCCAGUAAAAGCCGAGAAAGGAAGAAACGAAGAGUGACGUCAACAAAGCUGGAGAGUUACUCUCCCGAAGGAACAGAGGAAGCAGAAGACGUGAAGAACAGCUUAUUGACAGAAUCAACUGACUUGGCCACCUUUUCAGAUACACUUUAUCAGAACUUGAAAGUCUGUGAAAGCAGAAAGUUUGAAGGAGCAGAGACAGCCCAGCAAGUAUUGGAACAACAAAGAAAGCGAAUUGAACAAUUGGAAAACGACCUGAGAGAAACCAAAGUAGAAAUGGAGAGGUUGCGCCUGUACAACAGACAACUUGCAUUGGGUUUAACUUCACUCAAUAGACAGGGUACGGAGUGCCCUAACUGUUCUAUUUUAUCCUCAUCAUUCAGCAGUCAUCGACCCGAGAUGUCCGGCUAUCGAACUGAAAAAUCCAUACACCAUGACCUGGAAGCAACAGAAACAUUUGGACAUGCUCCAAGUAAUGAUGUUUUCACGCCAACUUCUAGUGUUCCAAACCAAAGUCAGGAAGAGAGUUUGGAGGCAGUUAGCAAAGUAGAAAGGAAGGCACAAAGUCGUUAUUGGACGGCAGAUGAACAUAAACGCUUUCUGGAAGGUCUUGCUAGGUUCGGUCACAAGGAUAUGAAAGCUAUUGCUCGAUUUGUCGGAACAAGGAAUGCCACGCAGGUACGAACACAUGCCCAAAAAUACUACUUGAAACUUGCGAGAGAGGCAGCAAAGAGGCAAUCACAUCAAAAUGAUCAACGUCCAUCAGUUUACUCGGACUUCAGUUCGAUAGGACAACGAAGAAAUAUGGGUCCGAUUUUUGGGAAUACAGAUGAAUUUUUGACAAAUAUGAGAAAUAGAAACUGCGAUGACCAUAGUUUUUCGGUAGACAGUUUUGAGUCAUGUGGGUUGGAAAGUAGAAUGGCAUCUUCGGCAUGUUUGAAUGUGAAUGCUUUUCGAGAUGAGAAUGAAACCAAUGCAGAUGGAUUGUUCCAUUCAGCGACUUUGUGUAUGACGGGUUUUGAUCAGGAUUCAAGUUUUAGAGAGUUUAGUACAACUUCCGAGGGACUUUCAGAAAGAAGAAGUGUUUCUAACAAUGAUUUGUCAUCAACUAGCUUUUAUGAUGUCGAAGGAACAGAUACCGUAUCGGAUAGGAAUGGAACUUGCAUUUAUGAAUGGCCAAGUAACAAUGAUGAGAAUGGGGUAGAAGGAAAUAAUCGUUCUUCGAAUGUAUCGUUUGUGGACAAGAGGCCCAAUUUGGACACUGACUCAGGAUCUUUCCCAUUGGAAGAUAGCGAAUAUUCAUGGAAUGCUUUAGAAGAGCUGCAUGAGAAAGACUUUUCAGAAUUUGAAGACUUUAGAAAGUUCCCUGAGAAGUCCAUUGGGCAUAUUUCAUUGUCGAUAAACUCCAUGAUUUUUGAUAGUUCAUAUGAGUCUGCACAUGCUACUGUGAGAGCAGAAGAGAAUUAAACAAUUGGAUUCAGCUGUUGUUAUAAAGAGCCUUCACUCUCAUCUAACGCAUUCGAUCGACUUGUUCCUAUUUAGUUAGACUGGUUUUUAAUUUUGGGGAAUAAAAAAAUGUGAGUCAAA
Galdieria sulphuraria is the source of this 1607-nucleotide messenger RNA. RefSeq names its product myb domain-containing protein. The coding region runs from base 18 to 1487 and encodes 489 amino acids. The record is from RefSeq and is a predicted model, not a curated record. NCBI's taxonomy places the organism in Eukaryota, Rhodophyta, Bangiophyceae, Galdieriales, Galdieriaceae. The transcript is spliced from 3 exons. Gene Ontology annotation, molecular function: DNA binding.